Molecule: messenger RNA, 2187 nt
Organism: Manis pentadactyla (Chinese pangolin)
Lineage: Eukaryota; Metazoa; Chordata; Mammalia; Pholidota; Manidae
Product: NUT family member 2B-like
Exons: 8
Coding region: 1-2187 (728 amino acids)
Source: RefSeq, a predicted model, not a curated record
AUGAGUGCCCUGCGGCUCACGGGCUGUGCGUUUCCAGUGCCGGGCCCGCAGGGGACCGUCAACCUUGGCACCUUCGUGUCAUCUUUCACAGUGCUGCCGUCAGCCCCUCCCGUCCUCGGCCCGCCACACUGGGCCCCCUGGCAGCAGCACCCACCGAACGUCCUGGGCCCAGUGUUGCCCCCAGGAAGCACCCUGGUGCUGCCGACUCUUCCCAGCACGCCGUUGGUGGCAGCACAGGCCAGCUGUGGCCCAGGCUGGCCCGGGGCCUGCAACGUCACUGUGCACUUCCUGGCGGCCUCGGGAGUGAAGACCAUCCUGCCCGCCCCUCCUGCCUGGAGCACCCAGGCUAGCGAUGAAGGCUGGUCCCUGCACCGUCCACCUCGAGCUGCAGUGCCAGCUGCCCAGCUGGCCUCUGGCGGGCUCCCAGCAUUGGCCAGUCCUCGUCCACCUGGGGCCGCUAGGAACAGCGGCCCGGCCUGCUCGCAGCCCACCGCCUCGCCCGGGAACGCCUGCCACCGCACCAGCGUGAACGAAAAGUUCCGGCGCUGGCAGCACUGCAAGCCCCUGGCCCGCAGGCACCUGCCCCAGAGUCCCGAUGCGGAGGCACUGUCCUGCUUCCUCAUCCCAGUGCUUCGGACCCUGGCCCGCCGGAACCCCACCAUGACCCGGGAGGAGGUCCUGCAGCGGGGCGUGCAGAAGUGGCAUUGUCUAAGCAAGUCAGAGCGCAGCAUCUACUAUGUGAUGGCGGGAAGGUUCAUGGAGUUCGAGGCCGAGGAGGCGAGGCAAUGUCAGAACGCACAGUGGAUGAAGGCGGCGCAGGGCGUGCCUCAUCCAGCACCCCUCAGGCCUGUUCCUCGGGCGCCCUCAGCCCCAGAGCGGGGCCAGAAGCGAGCUGGCCAUGACCCCCCACGGGAAUGUCCCCGAGCUCCGUCCUCCCUGAGCACGCUCAGUGCUGGGAAGGUGCGGCCAGCCUACCCACACUCCUUCCCUGCACCCUCCUCAGCACGCAUCCGCGAGAAGGCCAGCGCCGGGGCCCAGUCCGCCAACGCCCAGCCACCGCGAUGCCGGCAGAGCCCGCACACCGAGGCGCCGACGGAGAUCCCCCUCGAGGCCGUGGCAGAGGGCCUGGAGAUCAUGGAGGGGCUGCUGGGGCCCAGCGGCCCAACUCAGGGGCUGCCCGGUGAAGAACGUGGGGAGGAUAGCUCCAAGCCGCCACAGGGAGAGGAGGGCGUCUAUCCAGACCCGGGUCUCCUGACCUACAUCAAUGAGCUUUGUGCCCAGGGAGACUUUCUCAACAAGGCGGACGCAGUUCUGCACCCACGCUUCCUGGCGGAGUUGCCCUGCCCGGAAGCCCAGCUGGAUCUCUUGGCCCUCGCUGAGGAGCUGGAGCAGGAGGAAGGACUGUCUUUGGCACAGCUGGAGCAGAAGCGACUCCUGGAACUGAAGCAGGAGGAGGGUGUGCAGGCCCCCGCGAGUCACGGCACACCCCGACUGGACUCAAGGCCUUCUGGGUCUGAGGCCGGCCAGGAUCCCCAGAGGCACGGCCACGGCCCCCAGCUAGGGGCCAGCGACCAAGCCUGCCCACCAGAGUCUGGUUGCGGGCAGCGCCAGGCGCACAGCCGAGGAGACGCUGGCGUGUGGAGGCCCGAAGCCUUCGCUGCCUCUCCAGGACGCCAGGAGCCCCCUCCCCUGAAGGCUGGCUGGCGGCCCCAUGCCCCCCAGGCUCGGUGCCGCACUUCGCCCAGCCUGGGGCCCAGGCUCGCCACUGCUCCGGGAGAGACCUGUCCUGCUCGGGAGCCCCUGGGGCCCACGGGCAGGCCCAGUGAGGGCGAGGAGGAGCUCCCCAGCCUGGCCUUCCUCCUGGCAUCUCAGCACACACUGCCAUCCUGGGGACUGCCCCAGAGUCCUACUCCAGGCUCAGACCUCCUCCGCCCUGGAGUACCCCAGGCCCGCUCUCCCCAGAAGCCGGGCCUCAGCCCCGCUGGCCCUCCAGCUGGCAAGGCCAGCAGUCGGGCCCCGUGUGCAGGCCCAGCCCCUGCUGGGAAGACACCCCUGCCAGGGGCCAGCCUCGGGGUCGCUGGGGGACCAGCCUUGGCUCUGGGGCUGGGCUGCCCCUCACAGCCCCGGAAGAGAAGGGGGGACCCUUUCGGCACAGGGAAGGGUAGGAAGCGGCCCUGCAGCCAGUAG